Molecule: messenger RNA, 561 nt
Organism: Lactuca saligna
Lineage: Eukaryota; Viridiplantae; Streptophyta; Magnoliopsida; Asterales; Asteraceae
Source: the annotation of a GenBank genome assembly
AUGAUGAAGAGGAUGAUUUGUGGUAGAAAGGUUCUUGUUGUUUUAGAUGAUGUGGAUCAUAUAGACCAACUUGAGGCGUUACCCUAUGACUCUAGUUGGUUUAAGCCGGGCAGUAGGAUUAUCAUGACAAAAAGGGAUGAGCAAGUGCUUGUAGCACACGGUGUGAAUUUGGUUCAAAAUGUCCAUAUGCUAUCGAAUAAUGAAGGAAUUUGCCUCUUCAGUAAGUAUGAAUUUGAGAGAGAGAUUCCAAUUAAAGGAUGCCCUGGAAACACUAAAAACAAUUCUGUUAACAGAAACUCUGAAAAAAAUUUGGAAUUAAGCUAUAUUGGUCUGGAGGAGGAUUACAAGGAAAUAUUCCUAGAUGUUGCAUGCAUACUUAAAGGUUGGCUGAAAUACUUGGCAAUCAAAGCACUUCAAAGCUAUGGAUUUCAUGCUAGAGAUGUUUUAAGAGUUCUUGAGCAAAAAUCUCUCAUAACUAUUUCACAUGGUGGGUACUUAGGCAUGCAUAACCAUAUUGAAGAAAUGAGAAGGAAUAUUGUUUCGUCGUUUGCACCCCGAUAA